GUUAUCGUCGCCACCGUGACUAAGAGUUGCAUGUCUAAAACCGCAUAGAGACCUGAUCUUGUCCUAGGCUGUACUCUUUUUGGUGACUUAGACACGUUUCUCCUAACUGGGAUACCCUUCGGUAUAACAGAACAUGAGUAAAUGACAUUUAAUCAGACCCCCUUGGUUGAUGCUGUUUCCUUGACUUAGCUGUCUGCAUGUCGACGUUUGUUCUAAUUUGAACUGAAUGUGUGAAGCAAUUGCGAAAGUGACCGCCGGUUAGCGAACCAAUAGGACUACCAACAGGCUGCCUCAGCCCCACGAAUGCUUUGAUCAGAAACUAGCGAAGUUACUUGACAAACAUCAACGUUGUAGUAAUUCGUCUUCAAAUGCUGUAGCGAACAUAGCGGAGAAAACUCAGUGGAGAAAACUUCAAGAUGUAUUCUGUUGGUGGCGACCUUUCAACUGAGUAUAAAUUGUCUGCCAUCCUUAAAAACGAACCAAGGCUUAUAGAGCAAUUGGCCUUAUGUUUGGACAGAGAAAUGAGACUCAUACCUAACUGGAAACAUUUGGCAGCGGAUCUUAAUGUCGACGUCAAUGUCAUUAAACGACUUGGGCACUUCAGUGACUACAGUCCCACCAUCCGAUUGUUUGAAUUCCUUGAGGUCACACAACCGGAUUUGACGAUUAAACAACUAAAAGACGCGCUGUUGGAAAUCAAAAGGAACGACUUGUUUAGUUUGCUGACCACAAGAGCUGCGUGCAUUGACUCUGAAAAAGUAAAAGACAUCAUCACAUCGCCAAAUAUUCAAGCUCCUUCACCAACAACCGGUCUUUUGGAUGAAAUUGCAUUAGCCUUAGACGUUACCUCUAUGGUAUUGUCAAGCUGGUCCAACUUAGCAAUAAAACUGGGAGUGCCAAGAAAUACUUGUUGGGAGUUUCAACGACGUUCAACAAAUAAUCCAACCCACAACCUCUUGCAGUAUUUAAUUACCACCUGUCCCGAAAUGAAACUGAGAAGUCUAAAGGAUGCCCUGGAUUCUAUUAAAAGAGAGGAUCUACUAAAAGUUAUUCAAGAACAUAAUCAAGGAGAUGAAGUAUUUCUGAAGGAAGUAGUGGCCCAAAAACCGGAACUUGUAGAAACAAUGGCAGAGAAACUUAACCGCGAAAAAGUGCCAGGCGUCAAAAAUUGGCACCAUCUUGCCUGCAAACUGAACGUCCCUGAUGAUGUGCGUCAAGGACUUGGUAUGACAGGAACAAAGUGGAAAAGUCCCACUAAGGAAGUUAUUCAAUGGGUGGCCGUGAACUUCCCGGAGAAAACAUUAAGUGACGUGGUAGAUGCGUUGGACAGGAUCCAGCGUAAUGAUGCUAUUCAGAUUAUAUCAAAGCAAUUUCCAGACACAGUUGAAUUAAAUUUGGAGCGACUUGGUUGUUCACUCCGGGACAGUCUCAGAAUGCAUGAUCCCACAGGUCGGAAUUUAUCCCCUAGCUACAAAUGGGAAGAGAAGGUUCCUCUUCCAAAGCAAGACGUAAGGGAACAGUCAGGUCACUGUGGAACAUUGCCCGAUCAAAUAGAUCUAGUGGGCCGCAGUGAAAUCUGUCAAAAGAUCAUAACUGCUUUGUCUUCAAACAAGGUGGUUAAAGUUGUAGCGCCACCUGGAUACGGGAAAACUUCUACGGUAAUAGAGGUCGCCCAUCGGUUGAUCAACGGGGGAAAGUUCAUUGCUUAUGUCAACCCAAGAGGUGUCACUUGCGUUGAAGACUUGGCAAGCGAUAUCAUCGAAGCCUUAGGUUUCGUUCCCAGCGAAGAUACCAUCACUGAGGCAACUCGUCGCAUACGCGCCUUGAAGACUAAGUCAGUGGUGCUCCUUAUCGAAAACAUUGACAAUUUACUUCACCUCGAGGCUCAAGUUUGCAAGGAUGAUUACCUCCAAGAGCUAAACUCCAAAAAUUACUGCACCAAAAUGCGCGGGAAAUUUACAAAGGAUGACUUCCUAGCAUUUCUCAAAGACAUCGGAAAAUGCCCAACCAUUCAUCUUGUCCUAACAUCUAGAGAAUUCUAUGACUAUUUUAAUGUGUCUUUCCCUAUUGAGCUGAUCAAUCUAGAGCCCCUGAAGGACAAUGAUUCAGCUUCUUUGUUCACAAAGUGUGACGACAGCCUGGAAGAAAGCUUGAUUAAUGACCUGGUCAGAGUUUGUGGCGGUAUUCCUCUUGUUAUCUGCACUGUUUGCUCAAUUCUCAGAAGAGAAAAUCCAGCGAGGUUCACCCGAAGACUUACCAAUUAUUCACCUCGAUCUCUUCGUAGAGCACUAAGCCCCGACUUUAUGGCGAGUGAGGAUCGCAUUGAUGAGUGUUUACAGAUCUGUUUUAAUCGCUUCAGUAAAGAGAAUCAACAGAUAUUUGUAAUGUUUUCAACAUUUCCGAAUGGAUUUACAGAAGAACAAUUUGACGCGUGCUUCAAGUCCUCGAUUGGAGGUGAUCUGCAAAGGUUUCUAAUUUGCUUGAAACAGAGCAGCCUCCUUAACUUUGACAGAAAUAAAUGUCUUUACUCCCUACAUCCGUUUAUAAGGAACUUUUUUUCAUCAAUGCCUGGACACAAAGGAGCCAAAUCAGUCUUCCUGCGUCACUACAGUGAUUUGAUUGUUUCCCUCUGCAAAACAUUUUUGAGUGUGGGUAAGAAGUCUGCGAUUGAUCGGUACAGAUCUGAAAAGGAUAACAUUCGAGAGGCCAUGGCUUGGUGUGGAGACAAUCAUCCUGAGCUCGACCAAAGCGUGAGGGAGUAUUGUGUUACUGCUUUCAACGAAGCAGCCGUAUUUCUCGCAAAGAUGAUGCGAAAACAGGAGUUCGUUUCCCUCUACUGUAAGCUUUCGUAUCGAUGUCGACAUAACAGGCGUCUAUUGGGCGCUUGCUGGACAAGUAUUGGAGUGAAAAUAGUAGUAAGUUGCACCUGCACACCGUACAUUUGUCCUAAAGCGUUAUAUCAAGCGGAGAGAUAUUUGGCACGUGCAAAACACAUUCAUUCAGAACUUACGGAUGUGAACGAAGCUACGCGUGCCCACUGCUUGAGUAAGCUUGGAUUCUGUUUUGUUCGAGAGGGACGCAUUCGAGAAGGAUUUGAUCACCUCAACGAAGCCAUAAAAAUACGAACAAAGAAAGAAAAAGAGUCAGAUGAGACUAAAGACAAAGUCAUGUUAGCAGCUUGUUACAACGAUAUAGCAGCUUCCCUAAUGGUGCAAAGGAAACACAUGUGUGCUAUCCAAACAAGACUCUGCUAUGUGCUUCCUCUCUAUGAACAAAACCUCGGAGACCACCCUUUCACGGCAACAACACUCGACUGGAUUGGCAACAGUUACCACGCCUUGGGCGACUAUGAUAACGCUGUUAAAUACAUCAGUAAAUCAGUUAAAAUGCGAAAGCAACUGUUGGGGCACCAUCAGGAAACUGCGAGGUCUCUUCAUGAUUUGGGAGUGGCUUUGAACGCGAAAGAAGAUUAUUCAAGUGCCCUUACAUAUCUUAAAGAGGCAAUCGAUUUGCAAGAGGAAGUAUCCGACACUCAUCAGCAACUGAUUCACACUCACCAAGACAUGUCCAUUGCUCUGCGGGGUCUCGGAAGAAACAGCGAAGCCGAGGAAGAAAUGACACGGGCUGCGGAGUGUGCGAAAAAGUUGGAAAAGGAAGAAAAAGAAGAAGAAAAACAUUGGGUGGAUGUCUCUUGCACAGAAUUCAGAGGUACAUGCAAUCUUCAAACUUAUGUUCGUGAUAUUAAACUGACAGUAAGGCGACGUCAUCCGAGAAAUCGACGGUUAAAGUUUACAAUGGCCCAAUUGCGUAAAAGAGAUCUUUCGAAUGGGUCUAAUUUAUCUGCCAUACUACGACGUAAUCCAGAGUUUAUAGAAGAGCUGUGCUUGUGCUUGGACCGUGACAUGAAAUUGAUACGUAAUUGGAGACAUCUGGCAUUAUCACUACACGUCGACUUGGAUGUCAUCAGACGACUUGGACAGUUCAGCGACUUUAGUCCUACCAUCCGAUUGUUUAAAUUCCUUGCGACCUGGAAUCCAGAUCUGACGAUUAAAGAGCUAAAGGACAUCUUUCUAGAGAUCGGGAGAAACGACCUCAUUAGUUUGCUGAUCACAAAAGCUGGUUGCUCUGACACAGGAAAAGUUCUUGAUGUGAUCACUUUCCCAAGUAAUGAAGCUCCUUCACCCACAGUUAGUCUUUUGGACGAAAUUGCGUUGGCUUUAGACGGGACGUCACUGGUUUUGUCAAACUGGUAUACCUUAGCGAUAAAACUGGGUGUGCCAAGACAAACCUGUUGGGAGUUUGAAAGACGAUCAACAGAAAAUCCGACAGGCAGACUGUUCCAAUAUUUGGCUAUCACUUGCCCACAAACGACACUUUUAAGUCUCAGGGAAGCUCUGGACUCUAUGAAGAGAAACGAUCUGAUAAAAUUUCUUCAUGAUGAGAAACUUGGAGAUGAAAUGUUACUUAAAGAUAUCAUAACCCCUGGAUCGGAACUAUUAGAAAGACUGGCGCAAGAACUUAAUCGAGAAAAGAGUCCCGGAGUCAAAAACUGGACAAAUCUGGCCUGGACAAUGAAAAUACCAGCUGACGUGCGUCGAGAAUUUGCCGAUGUCAAGCAAAGCAGGAAAAGUCCAACAAAAGAGGUCCUAGAAUGGGUGGCCGCGCAGUUUCCUGAAAAAGCAUUAAGUGACGUUGCAAAAGCACUAGAUGAGAUCCAGCGAAACGACGCCAUACAGAUAAUAUCUGAGCAUUUUCCAGACACGGUUGAUUCAGCCUUGAAAGGACUUGGUUGCUCAUUCAAGGACAGCUUUAGCAUGCCAGAUCCGACUAGUCAGAUGUUUUCAACCAGCUUCGAGAGAGAAGAGCGGGAUCCUUUUCCUAGCAGAGAAGUGAAGGAGCAAUCUGGUCAUUAUGGAAGCUUGCCAGAUCGGACGGAUUUGGUGGGUCGCAAUGAAACAUGCGAGCGUAUCAUAACUGCCCUGUCUUCAAACAAGUCGGUUGAAAUUGUAGCGCCGCCUGGAUAUGGAAAAACAUCGGUGGUAAUAGAGGUGGCUUAUAAGAUGAUCGAAAGGAAAAAUCUCGUCGCGUACAUUAAACCUCGAGGCUUCACUUGUGUCGAAGAUUUAGCAAGCAAAAUAAUUGAAACCUUGGGGUACGUUCCCGGUGAGAACACAAUAACCGAAGUAUUCAGUCGCAUAUCGUCCUUUAAGAGAAAAAGUGUUGUUUUGAUCAUUGAAAACAUUGACAACUUGCUGCAUCUUGAGGACCAAGUUAGCAAGAAUAACUACCACCAGGAAUUUAAAUCGGAAAACUGCUGUACCAAAAUGUGGGGAAAAUUCACGAAGAACGACUUUUUGACAUUUCUUAAAGACCUCGGACAAAGUCCAAACAUUCAACUUGUCCUUACAUCCAGAGAAACCUAUGAUUUUUAUGUGUCAUUUCCUCUCGAACUUAUUAAACUAGAGUCUCUAAAUGACAAAGAUUCUGCGUCUAUGUUCUCAAAGUGUGAGGAUAGUCUGGACGAACAUCUGAUUAAGGACCUGGUCAGAGUUUGUGGAGGUAUUCCCCUAAUAAUCUGCACGGUAAUUUCGAUUCUGAGAAGAGAAAAUCCCCAGAAGGCAGCACGAAGACUUUCCUCAUCAUCGCCAAGUUCUCUUGUGAAAGAAUUAAACUCUGACAUUUUGCCGAAUGAGGAUCGCAUUGACAAGUGUCUUGAAAUAUGUUUUGCUCGCUUUGGUGAAGUAAAUCAAAAGAUUUUUGUGAUGUUCUCAACAUUUCCCUACAGAUUCACGCAAGAACAAUUCCAAGCAGUCUUUAGAUCAUCUAUCACAGCUGAUUUACAAACUUGUUUGAAUUCCUUGGAGCACAGUAGCCUCCUUCGCUUCGACAGAGGAAGUUGUCAGUAUUCCCUUCAUCCUUUCAUACGAAAUUUCUUCUCACUCAAAUCGGAUCACAAAGAAGCUAAAUUAAUUUUCAUUCGCCACUACAGUAACUUGGCUGUUACUCUUUGCGGAAAAUUUUUGACUAAAGAUUGCAAGUCGGCAAUGGAUCAGUACAGACCUGAAAAGGACAACAUUCGAGAAGCCAUGGCUUGGUGUGGAGACGAUCAUCCUGAACUUGACCAAACCACGAGGGAGCAAUGUAUUGGAGCCUUUAACAAGGCAGCCACAUUUCUUGCAAAGGUGAUGCGAAAACAAGAAUUUCAGUCGCUCUUUUGCAAGCUUGCGCAUCGAUGUCGCUCCCACAUGGAACUCUACAGCGCUUGCUUGACGAAUAUCGGAAUGAAAAUAGUUUUAAGCUGUACAUGCACCCCACACAUUUGUCCUAGAGCCUUGUAUCAGGCCAAAGAAACUCUGACCCAGGCAGAUGACAUUCAGUCAACACUCACGGACAUUAAGGACACCAAUCGCGCCCAGUGUUUGAGCAAGCUUGGAUUCUGUUGUGUUCGCGAGGGGCGCGUUAAUGAGGGCUAUGGACACCUCGACGUCGCUUUGAAAUUGCGAUGGGACAGAGCAGAGAGAUUAAUGAGGAACACAGACCAAGUCAUGUUAGCCGCCUGUUUCAACGAUAUAGCAGCUUCUCAAAUGGUACAGCGAAACUAUAUGGUGUCUAUCCAAACGAGGUUGCUACAUGUCCUUCCUGUUUAUGAAGAAAAACUUGGUGACCACCCAUUUACGGCAACGACACUUAAUUGGAUUGGUAACAGUUACUACGCCUUGGGUGAUUACGACAACGCCAUUAAGUACAACAGCAGAUCAAUUACAAUCCGAAAGCAACUGCUGGGGCAACAUCAGGAAACUGCGCGGUCUCUAUAUGAUCUGGGUGUGGCUUACAUCGCAAAACAAGACUAUGAAACAGCACUUAAACACCUUAAAGAGGCAGGUGAUUUACAAGAGGAAGUAUUGGACACACACGACGAGCUGAUUCACACCUAUCAAGCUAUGUCAAUAACUCUUCGUGCUCUUGGAAGAAAUGAGGAGGCAGACGAAGCAAUGAAUCGGGCGGGAGCGUGUGCAAAGAAGUUGGAUUCUUGGGAGGCUCCUUUAGAUAAACUGAGGACCCAAGAACGAGACAAGGGAUGGAUAGAUAUUCUCCCAGCGAAGCCACGGAAUUAAAAAUUUUAGAAGGCACCCUCUACCUUAAAUCAUUGAUCGGAUACCGGUCUGAUAAUAGAUCAAUCAAUUGAAAACAGGUAAUCAAUGCUUUGAGCAAUUAUCUACUCAGUAUUUGUUUGUUGGUCUGGCUUGUCAGUCCCUCCGGUCAGUUAAUUGCUCGGCAAAACAGGCUGUCAGUCUUUCUCUGUGUCCCUUUGUCGGGCAAUUAGUCAAUUGACACAUCGAUCUUCUUAGAAGUCAGUAUUCGCGAUAGAAAGGAAAACCCACGAAUACUUUUGCACAAAAAGAAAAAAAAGAAAAGAGGAGAAACAAUAGCUUACUUAUGUGAGAAACAUGAAUUUCAAAGAUUGAUUUUAUAAUCUUCAAUUUCUAUACACUGUAUAGGUAAAAAAAUUAUUCUGAAAGGAUUUUUUAAAAGAGAAAAUUUAUUUAAUUAAUUCCUUUUGUAAUUAUCUCAGUUAAUCAUUUGUAAUUAAUGUUUGUGUCUAGUUAACCCUUUCACUGCCAAGAUCUCAUCAGUAAUUCUCCUUACUGUCUGCCAUACAAUGAUGUUAGUU
This is a messenger RNA of Stylophora pistillata, 7672 nucleotides long. RefSeq lists its product as uncharacterized. The record is from RefSeq and is a predicted model, not a curated record. Gene Ontology annotation, biological process: signal transduction. Gene Ontology annotation, molecular function: protein binding; ATP hydrolysis activity. Lineage: Eukaryota; Metazoa; Cnidaria; Anthozoa; Scleractinia; Pocilloporidae.